GGCGCGCGCAGGGCCGCUUCCCGGGCACCCGCCGCGAUGUCUGUCGUCGCCCCGCCGCCGCCGCCCGCGGGCUUCGCCAGCCCCUUCGCCAGACCCCGCUGCCUGGCCGCGGCCGCCCCGGCCGGCAAAGUCAAGCUGACGCACCCGGGCAAGGCGAUCCUGGCAGGUGGCAUCGCGGGAGGUAUUGAAAUCUGCAUAACGUUCCCCACGGAAUAUGUGAAAACGCAGCUGCAGCUCGACGAGAAGGCCAACCCGCCACGCUAUAAAGGCAUCGUGGAUUGCGUCCAAGUGACGGUGAAGGAUCAUGGGAUCAAAGGUCUUUACCGAGGACUCAGCUCCUUGGUGUAUGGGUCCAUCCCGAAGGCUGCUGUGAGGUUUGGCAUGUUUGAAUUCCUGAGCAACCACAUGAGAGAUGCAGAUGGGAAGCUGGACAGCACGCGUGGCCUUCUUGCCGGGUUGGGGGCUGGCGUGGCUGAAGCUGUGGUGGUGGUCUGUCCCAUGGAAACCAUCAAGGUGAAGUUCAUCCAUGACCAGUGUUCCCCCCAUCCAAAAUACCGAGGUUUCUUUCAUGGCGUGCGGGAGAUAGUUCGGGAACAAGGGUUAAAAGGAACCUAUCAGGGUUUAACCGCCACAGUCCUCAAACAAGGUUCCAACCAAGCCAUCCGCUUUUUUGUCAUGACAGCUCUUAGGAACUGGUACAAAGGGGACAAUCCAAGCAAGGAGGUGAACCCACUUGUGACGGGAGUAUUUGGGGCGCUCGCUGGUGCUGCCAGCGUCUUUGGUAACACCCCGUUAGAUGUUGUGAAGACCAGGAUGCAGGGUCUUGAAGCGCAUAAGUACAAGAGCACCUUGAAUUGCGCCUACCAAAUUAUGAAACAUGAAGGACCUCUUGCGUUUUACAAGGGGACGAUUCCUCGCCUGGGAAGGGUCUGCUUAGAUGUAGCCAUUGUGUUUAUCAUCUAUGAUGAAGUGGUCAAGGUACUCAACAAAGUGUGGAAAACAGACUGAGAGCUCACGGCCGUGAGCUGGGUGGUCAUCUGCCCACCCCAUCAGGCAACAGCUGGGAAAAAGGCGUGACCAACUGCAGAAGGCAUCUGAAAGGGUGGUGCGUUUCUUCAUUCUUUUUCUUCUCACUGGGAGUGGUGCCCCAGGUGCAAAGAGGACAUGAAUCCAGUCCCCAAGUCACUAUCACAUCUUAUGAUACUUAUUUAUCGAAAUGAACUGUGGAUUCUUCUGUCUGUAAUGAUCAAUUGUGUGAGACGGCUGGCGGGGUAAGCAGGAUGGGGUCACGGGAAUGAAUUCAUGGGUCAUCUUCAAAUGGUUUUCUUCCGGUGGUGGGUCAGGGAAUGAGGUCAAUGGGUGGGGUGAAGUGGUUUUCUUUGGUACUCUUGAAAGGGGGGAGGGAAUACACAUGCUCGUUGGCUCUCUCACUUGUUCACCCUUAGAAUACAAGUUCAAGGCAAGUCCUUCCUUUUCAAAAAAAGACAAAUUGAGGAAUGUGCUGAUGGCUGGAAUGGUUGGGUGUGCGUGUGCAUCUGUGUGAGUGCUAAUUUGUUUUUGUAGUGCCAUUUUUAUUUGAUGCCUUUCCACCAAAGAUCAUUUUGGAAAGAGAGAGGUGGAACAUAGGGAGGUCUUCCCAGUGGUCAGCAAGAAAAAGGAUCUCAAGUUGACUUAGGUUGAUCAGCAAGGUGGUCUGAAGCAUCUUUCCCAAUCUGAUGCUUCCCAGGUCCUUAGAACCAUUUGCUGGGUCUGCUAGGAUUUCUUGAUCUUGUGGUCCAACACUCUUUCAGGGCAUUAGGUUAGGGAAGGCAAGCUCUGAGACUUAAAACAUGCCCAGAAAAAGUAUCUCCAUCCCAAAGGAGAUAGAGGUGGUCUGUAUCUCUCUUGGCACCCCACUCCUUUGGUGGAAACCUGAUAUUCAUCCACUUCUGGGACUUCAAGAAGUGGUAAUCAAAACCAAAACACUGAAUACAUUCCAAGAAUCACCCUUUCAUCAUUUUCUUUUGGCAAGUUGCAGUCCUUCAUGAUCAAGUCUGAUCCUCUGAGCCACAAAUGGACAUCCUAGGCUUCUGGCUUAGACAGGUAUCUCCAGUGCAGGAUAAAAAUUCUCCAUGUAGGUCUUCUCCUAGCCACAUUCCGAUAACACAGAUGCAGGGAAACUAGGAAGAACAGCAGUUAUUAUUGUGCUGUGUUUUCUCAGACCCGCCCCCCCAUUGGCCUUCAUUCCCUGUAUCCAAAAGAGGCAUUGCAUAUCUUGUUCUUCAGGAUGUGGGAGAAGAGGAUGAUAUUGCCAGCUUGGUGGCUGGCAAGUCAGUUAUGCAGCAGACAGAAUGGGUCAAGGCUGCUUGGGCAGGUGGGAAGUUGCCCCAGGUGGGCACUAAUGUAUCAACUACCUAGAGAAAUAGUAGUGGCUAUUGAUCUUCGGUGAUGGAGAUGCUAAACUUUGGCAGGGAGGAUCUAGCCAGUCUGGAAACUGCAGUAUUAUUCUUCCCCAAACCCUGGCUUUUAUGUGCCUCUCCACCCUCAUGCCUGGCAGUUUGGGUUUUUGUUCAGAUGAAUGUGUGUGAUUUUUUAAAAAAAUAUCUACAUGGAUAUGUUGAGGACCUCCUUUUGUCCUCUAUCUGGAACAUGCAGGAAUGUUGCCUUCCCGUUGGACAGAACCUGCCCUGCUGUGCCCAUUUACUCAUUCUGUAGGAUUCAUUGGUUUGCAGCUUUUCAAGUUGUUGGGGGAAAGGGAGCAAUUGACAUGAUUCUUCUUUCAGACCAUGCUCCAUGGGGCAUCUAGUGGAGAGAAGACCUCCCCAUUCAUCCUUUUCAAAGGGACUUUGUUCUCCUCCUUAGACACUGCCUUAGUUUGAGAACCUUAGGAAGACCUUCAACAAGGCCCUGGGAUUUGGCAAACACAACACUGCUUUACCAAUUCUUGUACUGUAUUAAGAAGGGGAAGGCAGCCCCUUUGUCUCUUCUGCCCUGGUGCCAAGAGAAGUUGGGAUAAUUCCACUAAUCAGUGCCAAAUGUUUUGCAUCCUUUGUCCCUUUCGUUACAUGUGGUGGUCUCCUCCUCCCCCGCCUACCCAACCCGCCCACUUUCCAAAUUUAACCCAGGUUAGCUAAAUACAACCUGCAUUUCAUGGUACGGAGUUGUGGGUGGAAAGAGCUACGGUAAGUCUGGUUUGCUGCUCCUGUGGGGCUAAGCUGGUCCAGAAAGAUUCUAGACAAAGCUUGUAUCCAAUCUCAGAGGUACCAGUAAGGGAGAGAUUGUAUUUGAGGCAUAGCAUUGUCCAAAUAGAGAUCCUGCUUGUUCUUCCCUUCUCUUUCUGAAUGUCAGUGUAAGUGAACUUCCCUUCCUGUGGGCUGUUAAUUCCCAAGAUGCUUUCUUAUACUACCUAUACAACAAAGUUAAUGCAGAGCUGGCCAAGGGUAGGGGGUUGUUGCUUGUAUUUUUUACAGGAUCCGGUGUUUCUUAGGUUGAGGAUUUAAAUUAAAUGUUCUAAAUGUCUCGCUGCAUGCCCUGGCAGCCUAACACUAGUAUGGUUUUGGAAUUCCUGAGCUCUCCGGCAUGGAUGUUGACAAUAAAACCAACGUUGCCUGGUUAUUAA
Candoia aspera is the source of this 3598-nucleotide messenger RNA. RefSeq names its product solute carrier family 25 member 1 (gene SLC25A1). Bases 37 to 1008 code for a protein of 323 amino acids. The record is from RefSeq and is a predicted model, not a curated record. Gene Ontology annotation, molecular function: citrate secondary active transmembrane transporter activity. The transcript is spliced from 9 exons. Gene Ontology annotation, cellular component: mitochondrion. NCBI's taxonomy places the organism in Eukaryota, Metazoa, Chordata, Lepidosauria, Squamata, Candoiidae. Gene Ontology annotation, biological process: mitochondrial citrate transmembrane transport.